UGGUGGCUGUGAGCUCAGUAAGGCUGAAUGUGAAGUUGUGGCCUCAGCUCUGAGGUCCAAACCAGAUCUGACUGAACUGGAAAUAAGUCAGAUCCAACUGGGAAAACUGGGAGGUGAAUACAUUGGAGACUCUGAUAUGAAGAAUCUGCUUGAGAUCCUGGAGAGUUCAGUCAGUAAAGUGAAGGAACUGAGAUUGAAGAACUGCAGUUUGUCAGAGACCAGCUGGACGUCUCUGUUCUCAGCUCUGAAGUCCAAACCGACCCAUCUGACAGAACUGUACCUGUUCAACACCAACCUGGAAGGUUCUGGACUGAAGGAGCUCUGUGGUUUUCUACAGACUGAAGGCUGCGGACUGAAAAUAUUGAGGUUUUUCAGAUGCGGGUUGUCAAAGAUCAGCUGUGAUUUUCUGGCCUCAGCUCUGAAGUCCAACAGCCUCCGUCUGACAGAACUGGAUCUGGGAGGAAACUACCUGAAGGAUUCAGAUGUUCAGCAGCUGAAGGAUCUUGUAAAGACUUUACAGUGGAGGGACUGAUCUCUGUAAAGUAGAGAA
Messenger RNA from Poecilia latipinna (sailfin molly), 550 nucleotides. Its product is annotated as NACHT, LRR and PYD domains-containing protein 14-like. The transcript is spliced from 4 exons. Bases 137 to 532 code for a protein of 131 amino acids. Gene Ontology annotation, molecular function: protein binding. The record is from RefSeq and is a predicted model, not a curated record. NCBI's taxonomy places the organism in Eukaryota, Metazoa, Chordata, Actinopteri, Cyprinodontiformes, Poeciliidae.